AUGCCCGGGGGAAAGAGAGGGCUUGUGGCACCGCAGAAUACUUUUUUGGAGAACAUCGUCCGGCGUUCAAGUGAGACCAGCUUCCUCCUGGGGAACGCUCAGAUCGUGGAGUGGCCUGUAGUCUACAGUAAUGACGGAUUCUGCAAGCUGUCCGGCUUCCACAGGGCUGAAGUCAUGCAGAAGAGCAGCACAUGCAGCUUUAUGUACGGAGAACUGACGGACAAGAAGACCAUAGAAAAAGUCCGACAGACCUUCGACAACUAUGAGUCCAACUGCUUUGAAGUCCUGCUGUACAGGAAGAACAGAAGCCCAGUGUGGUUCUACAUGCAGGUGGCUCCCAUCAGGAACGAGAACGACAAGGUGGUUCUGUUCCUCUGCACUUUCAAGGACAUCACCGUCUUCAAGCAGCCCAUCGAGGAUGAAACCACCAAAGGAUGGACCAAGUUUGCGCGCCUGACGCGGGCCCUCACCAACAACCGCAACACGUUACAGCAGCUGGCGCCCAUGAGCAAACAUGAAGUCAGCCAUAAGCAGUCCCGACUGGCAGAGGUCUUGCAGCUGAACUCUGACAUCCUCCCGCAGUACAAGCAGGAGGCCCCCAAGACGCCCCCUCACAUCAUCUUGCACUACUGCACCUUCAAGACCACCUGGGACUGGGUCAUCCUCAUCCUCACCUUCUACACGGCCAUCAUGGUACCCUACAACGUCUCCUUCAAGACCAAGCAGAACAACAUCGUGUGGUUGGUGCUUGACAGCGUGGUGGACGUCAUCUUCCUGGUGGACAUCGUGCUCAACUUUCACACCACCUUUGUGGGGCCCGGCGGGGAGGUGAUCUCCGACCCCAAGCUCAUCCGGAUGAACUACCUGAAGACCUGGUUUGUCAUCGACCUGCUCUCGUGCCUGCCCUACGACAUCAUCAACGCCUUUGAGAAUGUAGAUGAGGGUAUCAGUAGUCUGUUCAGCUCUCUGAAGGUGGUGCGUCUUCUGCGUCUGGGUCGCGUGGCUCGUAAGCUGGACCACUACUUGGAGUAUGGCGCCGCGGUUCUGGUCCUGCUGGUGUGCGUGUUUGGACUGGUUGCCCACUGGCUCGCCUGCAUCUGGUACAGCAUCGGAGACUACGAGGUCAUUGAUGAGGCCACUAAUAAGAUCAAGAUGGACAGCUGGCUCUACCAACUGGCGAUCAGCAUUGGCUCACCCUACCGGUACAACGCCAGCGGUUCUGGCCAAUGGGAGGGUGGCCCGGGGAAGGACUCUCUGUAUAUCACCUCCCUGUACUUUACGAUGACCAGUCUGACAACCAUUGGGUUUGGUAACAUCGCCCCCACCACCGAUGGGGAGAAGAUCUUCUCUGUGGCCAUGAUGAUGGUUGGAUCUCUCCUGUACGCCACCAUCUUCGGAAACGUGACCACCAUCUUUCAGCAGAUGUACGCCAACACCAACCGCUACCAUGAGAUGCUCAACAACGUUAGGGACUUCCUAAAACUCUACCAGGUGCCAAAGGGCCUGAGUGAGAGGGUGAUGGACUACAUCGUCUCCACCUGGUCCAUGUCCAAAGGCAUCGACACUGAGAAGGUAUUAUCCAUCUGCCCAAAGGACAUGCGUGCCGACAUCUGUGUCCACCUGAACAGGAAGGUGUUCAACGAGCAUCCAGCCUUCCGGCUGGCCAGUGACGGCUGCCUGCGUUCCCUGGCCGUGGAGUUUCAGACCAUCCACUGCGCCCCGGGGGACCUGAUCUUCCAUGCCGGGGAGAGCGUUGACACCCUCUGCUUCGUGGUGUCAGGGUCACUGGAGGUCAUUCAGGACGACGAGGUGAUCGCCAUCCUAGGUAAAGGAGACGUGUUUGGUGACGUGUUCUGGAAGGAGACCACCCUGGCACAUGCGUGUGCCAACGUCCGGGCCCUGACUUACUGCGACCUGCACAUUAUCAAGAGGGAGGCCCUGCUCAAGGUGUUGGAGUUUUAUACCGCCUUCGCCAACUCCUUCUCCCGCAACCUCAUACUGACCUGCAACCUACGCAAGCGGAUCAUUUUUCGUAAAAUCAGCGAGGUGAAGAAGGAAGAGGAGGAGAGGCAGCGCGCGAAGAACGAGGUCCAGCUCACCAUCCCCCAGGACCACCCAGUGCGGAAACUCUUCCAGAAGUUCAAGCAGCAGAAGGAGCUCCGUAACCAGGGCGCCACCGCCUCGCAGGUGGACCUGGAGAAGAACCAGCUUCAGGUGGAGCACCACCACCAGCACCUGCACCCCCACAGCCUGCAGCUGGGCCACUCCAGCCUGCAGCACUCCCUUCCUCUCAGCCUUCAGUGUCCACACUCCUCCCUGCAGAAUGGAGCUCUGCCCAGUAGCAGCGUGCUGACUGUGUCACAGGUAACACCGAUGCAAAGCUCCAUGGCCUACAACUGUCCUGGGGAGCCUGCAGCCAAACAGAACAAUUGUGAUAUUAUGGAGCUGCAGCCCAGCUCGGCUGGAGCGGGGAUUGAGCAGACCGCUGGGACCGCCAGAAUCAAAGUAGGCAGCAAUCCCGCACUGGGCAAGCCCGUUGCCAAGGCCACUGGGUGGAUGCGCCUCAAAAACAACGUGGCCGCUCCCACAGCUCCGACGGAAACCAAGAAGGAGGGGCUGAACAACGUCACCAAGGCCGUGUCGGUGGAGAUGCUGUCUCAUGAGGUUAAAGGUCAGGAGGUCGGUGGGAGAGGGGAUGGGGCGGAGGGCGGAGUGUCCGGCAGUAACCUUCUCCGCAAGACGGACUCGUGCGACAGCGGCAUCACCAAAAGUGAGCUGCGGAUCGACCGGGCGGGAGAAGCACGAACACCAGCAGCAGCCACCCCACUCCUUCACAGCCCUCUCCCGGGAGGAGCAGGGUCCCCUCAGCCUUUCUGCCCCAUCCCAGAGCAGGCCCUGCAAGCGGCACUGCAGGAGACGCGGCUGGAGCUCCGGGGGGACAUCCAAACUCUGGGAGGCCGUCUUGGAGCCCUGGAGAGUCAGGUGGCAGAGAUUAUCAAACUGCUGUCAGAGAAGAGGCCGCCCUCCGUGGGGGUACUCCCUGCAGCAACCACACCCAAAGUCAAACGUCAGGACAUCUUCACCGUCUCCAGACCUGUUUCCCCGGACUCAGAGCGGGACGAUGGACUCUGA
Molecule: messenger RNA, 3132 nt
Organism: Lampris incognitus (smalleye Pacific opah)
Lineage: Eukaryota; Metazoa; Chordata; Actinopteri; Lampriformes; Lampridae
Gene: kcnh5b
Product: potassium voltage-gated channel, subfamily H (eag-related), member 5b
Exons: 13
Coding region: 1-3132 (1043 amino acids)
Biological process (GO): potassium ion transmembrane transport; regulation of membrane potential
Cellular component (GO): membrane
Molecular function (GO): voltage-gated potassium channel activity
Source: RefSeq, a predicted model, not a curated record